AUGGAGUCCAAUACAGUCAUUAUCGACAAUGGAUCUGGGUACAUAAAGGCGGGGACGAGCGCGGAGGACUUUCCCUCGGUGUUUUUCCCCACAGUGGUGGGGUUUCCGCGGCGGCGGUUUGAGGGUUUGUUCAAAGACAAAACCCUAAAAGAGAGUAUAUUUGUUGGGGAGGCAGCAGUGGAAAACAGGCAGCACUUGACCAUCACAAACCCCAUAGACCACGGCCACAUCGACGACUGGGACCAG
Eimeria necatrix is the source of this 246-nucleotide messenger RNA. RefSeq names its product GM21720, related. The transcript has 2 exons. NCBI's taxonomy places the organism in Eukaryota, Apicomplexa, Conoidasida, Eucoccidiorida, Eimeriidae. The record is from RefSeq and is a predicted model, not a curated record. The annotation marks the transcript as partial.